AUGUUAGGUGAUACUUUUAAAUUUAUUUCUGUUUUUAUCGCAGAAGACCCAAAGAAUGCAUUUGCUAUUCUCUUCGCUUGUCUCGUAUUUUACUAUUUCGUAUUAUAUCCGUUCUAUUUAUCACCACUCAGGCAUGUCCCAGGGCCAUACAUUAAUCGUGUGAGUAAAUUCCGUGCAUUAAACGAUCAAAGGACUCAUAAGUGGAUAAGCGUAGUAAACGAUCUUCAUAAGAAGUAUGGAAACGUAGUAAUUCUUAGCCCGGAAGAAGUUAGUGUUAAUGGAGACCAUAAACACCUCUAUGACAUCUAUGUUAAGAACAUGCCUAAGUCAAAGUUUUAUGAGAAUUUUAGAAAUCAUGGUUCGAGAGAUAACAUUUUUGCUACUUUGGAAAACGAUCUUCACUUGAAGUACAAAAGAAUUUUGGCACCACUUUACCAGAACAGUGCCCUCUAUUCACCCGCUAACUCAACAAGAUCAAUCUUAAGGGAAAAAACUAUCCAGCUAUUGAAUCAAGUGUACAUUACUUCUGUUACCGGAGAAAAGCCAGACUACAUCAACGCAAGGUCGGAACACAAUGAAUUUGGUAAAGGCUAUAUAUGUAAAGAUGGAGGUGCAUGGUUUGAUACUUCAUCAAAAACUAAUUUAGGAAUGGAUGUUUACUCAUUAUUUGCGAGCCUUGCAAUGGAUGUUGUUCUGGCUUUUGAAUUGGGGAGUGAGAACGGAUCUACUCUCUUAGUGCACCCUGAAGAUCGACAUAUUCUUGUUUCACAUAGAUUGGUAGUUAGUAUGGGAUUCUGGACCACUUUAAUACCUACAUGGUGGGAAUGGGCUGCUGAUAAGAAGAUAAUGGAAGCUGCAGCAAGUGUUGAGCAAUGGCAAUUGGACUUAUAUGAACAGGCAGAAAAGUCGAAGAGAGGGAAAAAUGAUCCUAAUGAAAAGUACACUAAUUUGAAUUCUUUGGAAACAUUAAAUAAAAAUGGAUUUUUUGGCAAAGAUGCAUACAGCUUUAUAAGUGACAACAUCUUUGCGGGACACGAGACUACUGCUAUUCAAUUGACCUACCUUACAUAUGAACUUUCACGUCCUUGCAAUGGACACAUUCAGAAAAGACUUGUUAGGGAAUUGAAAGAUACCUUCGGUGAGAAUUCUGGAAACUCAUAUGACAUUAUUGACGAUAUGGAAGCUGUCGAAAACUUAACGUACCUCGAAGCUGUACUUCAAGAAAAUUUAAGAGUCCACGCUCCCGGCACCGGUUCUCCACCAAGAGUGACGACCAAGCCAUAUUCUGUCGCCGACCCAAUGAAUGGGACCUCUUUAGUCAUACCAGCGGGCAUUGUAAUAUCGUGCCUGCCUUAUGCUACCCAUAGAAAACUGAAUGUAUUUCCUGACGCAGAUUGUUUUAUCCCAGAGAGAUGGUUGCAAUUUGAAGAAGAGUCUGCCAUCGAUUACAAGAAAAGAUGGAUAUUCCAGCAAAAGUAUAUGAUGCCUUUCAGUAAGGGAAUUAGAAUGUGCCUAGGGAUGAAUUUGGCUGUCAUUGAGAUGAAGUUAGCAAUCGCAAACCUUUAUUAUAAUUUCCGCUCAGAAAUUAGUCCAGAUUGGUGCGCUGUUACUCCUGCUAGCGAAUACACAAUUGGGGAUAAAUACCUCCCUGGAAAUCCAAUUGAAAUGGGAAGUUGGAAGUGUGGAGCAAACGAUACUGAUGAGGAAAGAAUGUGCAGAGAAGACUCGUUUACCACAAGACCAUUGAACGAUGAACUAUGGUUAAGAUGGUUCAAGGUGUGA
Molecule: messenger RNA, 1782 nt
Organism: Dujonia railenensis
Lineage: Eukaryota; Fungi; Ascomycota; Pichiomycetes; Serinales; Debaryomycetaceae
Source: the annotation of a GenBank genome assembly